AUGAACUUCCAGGAGUGGAAUCUAAAGGUGCCAUGGGGUAAUCUUGCACUUCUAUCAUAUGGCAACCCCAGUGGAGAUCCAGUAUUGGUGGUCCACGGUCGACUGGACAGUGCGGCAACAUUCAUACCUCUAUUAAAAUUGCUUCCAACCAAUUAUCACUAUGUCCUGUUUGACAUGCCAGGACACGGGAGGUCAGAUCCGUUUUGGAAAGGCCAGUUGCCUAACCGUUUCUUAGGGGUUCCUGUGAUCGAACUCGUGGUAAAACACUUGCGAUGGAAAGAAUUCAUCUAUAUCGGACAUUCCCUUGGCGCAGAGCAAGGUCUAUUCUACGCAGCAAUGUACCCGAAACAAAUAAAGAAAGCCAUUUACUUUGACAUCGGGCCGUCGGUCAUAUAUUGCUGUCCGCAGCACUUUCGUAACCACUUCCAGGCGACGUACGAGGCGUAUUACGACAACUAUCGAAAGUACGACAGCGAGCGAACGAUGACAGAGGGGGAGGCGAGACAGUCUGUCACAAACGCUCGGCAAUUGAGCGACGAAGAUGCAGAUAUUGUUCUGUCGAGGAAUUUGGUGGAGGUCAGCCCGGGUUCUUAUAAAUUAACUUGGGACAGGCGUUUCAAAAUACUGCCCGGCUUCAACUCGCUCCACUCCGAUUUCUACCACGACCUGUUCACGAUGCACCCGACGCCAGCAUUGUUUAUCUGUGCUAAAGACAUGAGGGCCUUCUACCAGCCGUCAGGUCUGGCUGUCAAAGUCAUGUCAACUUUGACAGCGCGCGCAAACGUCAAAGUCAUUUGGGUGGACGGCGGCCAUGAUGUACAUUUGACGAAUCCGGAGCGUUUUGCCAGCGAGCUAGUACAAUUUUUAGAGAGCGAUGUAGCUAGAUCUAAAUUGUAG
Leptosia nina is the source of this 897-nucleotide messenger RNA. The record is from the annotation of a GenBank genome assembly. NCBI's taxonomy places the organism in Eukaryota, Metazoa, Arthropoda, Insecta, Lepidoptera, Pieridae.